Molecule: messenger RNA, 1601 nt
Organism: Jatropha curcas
Lineage: Eukaryota; Viridiplantae; Streptophyta; Magnoliopsida; Malpighiales; Euphorbiaceae
Product: putative protein S-acyltransferase 7
Biological process (GO): peptidyl-L-cysteine S-palmitoylation; protein targeting to membrane
Cellular component (GO): Golgi apparatus; endoplasmic reticulum
Molecular function (GO): protein-cysteine S-palmitoyltransferase activity
Source: RefSeq, a predicted model, not a curated record
AUGAAAGACAGUUAUGCGGUACCACUGCCUCCUCUCCGGACAUCGGAUCUGGUUGCAGGAGAUGUCAACGAAGACGAUGGAACGGAUCGGCCCAGGACUUACCAAGUCUGGAAAGGCAGUAAUAUAUUUUUCCUUAAAGGGAGGCUUAUUUUUGGACCUGAUGCAAGAUCCCUUCUGCUAACCAUAUUUCUUAUUGUUGCUCCAGUUGCUGUUUUUUGUGUCUUUGUAGCAAGAAAGUUGAUGGAUGAUUUUCCUCAUGACUGGGGAAUAUCAAUUGUAGUCAUUAUUGUUGUACUCACAUCAUUAGAUCUAAUACUUCUUCUCCUAACGUCAGGAAGAGAUCCUGGUAUAAUUCCUCGUAAUACUCAGCCUCCAGAGCCAGAAGGUUAUGAAGGGCAUACUGAAGCUACAAAUGGCCAAACCCCACCUUUCCGUUUACCACGCACAAAGGAUGUUAUUAUCAAUGGAAUAAUUGUGAAGACCAAGUACUGUGAUACCUGCAUGCUCUAUAGACCUCCACGCUGUUCUCACUGUUCAAUAUGCAAUAACUGUGUGCAAAGAUUCGAUCAUCACUGUCCUUGGGUUGGUCAGUGCAUUGGAUUGCGGAAUUACCGGUUCUUCUUCUCAUUUGUGUUCUUAGCAACUAUUCUUUGCUUAUACGUACAUGGAUUUUGCUGGGUUUAUAUCAAAAGGAUAAUGAAUAGUGAGGAGACAACAAUUUGGAAAGCAAUGGCCAAGACCCCUGCCUCCAUUGCGCUACUAGUUUACACCUUUAUUUCAGUUUGGUUUGUCGGUGGCCUUUCUGUUUUCCAUUUGUAUCUCAUCAGUAAAAAUCAGUCCACUUAUGAAAAUUUUAGAUAUCGGUAUGAUGGACUAGCCAACCCAUUUGACAAAGGAUUAUUUGAGAACUUCAGGGAAAUCUUUUGCUCCAGUAUUCCUCCAUCCAAGAACAAUUUCAGGGCUAUAGUUCGGAAGGAGCCUCAAAUUCCACCUAGAACGGUAGGCACUUUUGUUAGCUCAAACAUGGAAAAGGCUGUAGGUGACAUAGAGAUGGGGAGGAAGCCUGUAUGGGAUGACACUGCAAGAGAGGUGGAUGAUUAUGGUAGAACAGUCCGAAACGACGACAAUCUGGAUGAGGAUGGUGCAUUGGCUGAUGUUUCUCCAGACUUAAGCAGGAUCCUUCCCCCACAAGGUUUGGAAGGGCGUAGUGUCUUACAUUCCAGGCGCUCUAGCAUGGGAAGGAAAAGCGGAAGCUGGGAAAUAUCCCCUGAUGUUCUUGCCUUGGCUGCUGGAGUUGGAGAGUCAAAGCGGGUCACUGGCAGCAACAUGAUAUCAGAAACUCAAGAAUCUCAAACAAAUAGCAAGAUGUAAAGUUAAAGAAAAAGAAACAAUUAUUAAAAUCUUGUGAAAAAGAAGCGAAUCACUUGGAUUUCAUUGAUUGAAUGGUAAUACUUUUGUGUAGUUAAUCCCUGGCAUUAUUUUGCUGUGUUCCUUUGUAUGUAAGCUUUUGCUUUGAAGGUGUGAGAAUUAGGCAUUGUAAUUCUAACAAAAUGGAAUUUGUUCUGCGGGGAGCUUUUUUUUUGUCUCCCCCCUCAUUUUCA